Molecule: messenger RNA, 2996 nt
Organism: Spirodela intermedia
Lineage: Eukaryota; Viridiplantae; Streptophyta; Magnoliopsida; Alismatales; Araceae
Source: the annotation of a GenBank genome assembly
AUGAAGGGAAGGCAAGACUCGCAGCCACCCAAGAUGGCAAGUUGCUCGCCGGCUUCGUCUCCUCUCAUGUGGGUUCUUUCUCUCUAACAGCAGCAUCUCUGAGUUCUGCGGAUAUUCGUCUGAUCUGUUGUUGUCUUCGUCUGUGUUGAAGGACGGAUCGCGAGUUCGUCAAGCUGCUGUGGGAGAGCGCGGGAAGACCCAGGAAAGGCGGCCCUUACUCCAGCUCUCUCCCGUUCUUCUCCGGCAAGGAUCAGGGGAGAGAAGUCCCCGAGCAUCCGAUGGCCACCAGGGCUGCCGCUAGGCCCGCGGCGGCGGAGGACUCGCCGGCAAGCCACGCGCCACCGUUUGGGCCUCUCCAGGACGACGAACUGGUCGCCUGGCUGAGCUGCCCCAUCGAUGAUUACUGCUCCGAGCUCCUCUCCGACAUCUCCGGCGCCGACGUGGUGUCCUCCACCGAAGCAGCGGCGCCGGCCGCGGCUUCUUCCAGAGCUCCGGCGGGACCCAUGGAGGCCGGCAGGAUGAGCAGCCUAAAGGAGUUGCCGAAGAAGGAAGCCGCAGCCCCCAAGCCUGUCCUCAACUUCUCCAUCUUCUCCAGGCCUCUAAUGGAGUCUUCUUCCCUCAUCAAGCCCGCCGCCGUCAUGAAGGCAAACUCAGAGGUCCUUCCGGCACCGGAGACGGCCUCCGAGCCGGCCAUCGUCUCCUCCUCUCUGUGCUCGCAGAACGGGGCGAGAAAGAGACGCCGGGAGGAAGACGACGAGAUCGAAGACCAGACAGAUGUGAGUAGGGAAGAUAAGACUCAUUUCCAUCACCCUCCGCGGCCAACUCAUGGUCUUCCAGUCUGCUGGUUCCUGGCAGGAGCACGGGGAAGAUGAGUCAACGGAUCGGAGGAGACCCGCCGAUAAGGGGCAGGCUGUGAACAAGAAGAGAAGCCGCUCUGCAGAGAUCCAUAAUCUGUCAGAGAGAGUGAGUCUCCGUGAUCAUCACACGAUGAGCCUUCUAUCUCGUUGAUUUCAUGUCCUCAUUUGGGUUAAAAUCCAGAGGCGAAGAGACCGGAUCAACGAGAAGAUGCGGGCGUUACAGGCACUCGUCCCCAGCUGCAACAAGGUAUCGUAUCUAAACCCAGAACCUCGCAUGCACGUCGAAAUUUGUUUUCGCCAGAUUUAGGGAAAGAAGGCUAAUUUAAUCAAAGUUAUAAACAGAGGGUUAUUUUUUAUGAUUAACGGAUGAAGGCCCGCUUCAAUAAUAUUGUAUUAUUAAGGAUAAUUUCACCCUUAUUAAGCAAAAAAUACUUUAAAUGAGCCAUUCCACUUCUCUCCUCAUCCAUCAAAUAAGUUUUUUCUCAAAUUUCCAUUAAUCUCUUUUAUUUUAUUUUUACAGAAAAUUCCACUAAAACAUAGACUUUCUCUGAUACCAUUUUCUUUAAGUAAAUUAUCCUUGCCUCUACUAUAACAUAAUCUUAAAAAAAAAAAGGUCCUUUCACCAAAAUUCCGUUCAUCUCUUGCAAUUUUCUGUCAGCAAAACUCACCAAAGCUGAGACCGCUCUAAUUAUAUUUUCUUUAAUUAAUCAUAUUCACCUCUGGUGAUCAAAUGACGUCUGUCCUCAAAAUUGCAAUCAUCUCUAGCAAUCUUUUUAAUUUUUUUUGUCUCCCUAUCUUUACUCUGAAAAAUCCCUUUUUCCUAGAUUUAUCGAACCCAUCCAACCAAAAAUCACCCCCAUUAAGCAACUAGUGGGGGAUUAUUCUUAUAAUAUUUUGCUUAGUCAAUCCCUCUUAACCAGGUGGACAGGGCCUCAAUGCUUGACGAGGUCAUCGAGUACCUAAAAUCCCUUCAGAUGCAAGUCCAGGUAUGAAUCGUGACUUUUCUCCCUACUUAUUUAUUUUCCAUUUUCUGUUGUUUCUUUUCUGAUUGAUGAUCAUGAUCAUGGUGAUGGAUGAUGGGUUUUUUAUGGCAGGCCAUGUCGAUGGGCCGAGGGAUGUUCGUGCGGCCGAUGAUGCUUCCCAAUGGAAUGGGCAUGAACAUGAACAUGGGCAUGAUGGGCAUGGGCACGGGCAUGGGCAUGAUUGACAUGCCCAGCUUCCCUAUGAUGUCAUUCUCCCCCAUGCAUGGCCAUCCUCAUGGGCCCAGUGGGAUCCAAAUGAUGAUGCCAGGCUCCAAUGGGCCCCGCAUGGUCGGAAUCAUGCCCGGGCAAGUUGUGCCCAUGUCCAUGUUCCACACCCCCCAUUUCAUCCCCGUGAGGCCACCACCACCGCCACCGUCACCACCGCCACCGCCACCGUUGCCACCGCCAGGUAGCUCCUUGCAAGGAUCGGAUCUGUGCCCUCCAAAUGUUGAUCAGCAUAGAACACCUGGUGGCCAGACCGAGUACAGAUGGUCCAAAGGUGGAGUCUUGCAAGGAGAUCUAGAAGAUCCUUCACUUUGACUUUCGACAGAUGUUCAUCUGGGUGAAUUGAUGUCUGGUGGUGGUUGACUUCCUCCAAGGGGGCAGGGACUGAAGCCGAGCCCAAUAUUUUCCUCUGAACCACUUUUGUGAAAUGCUGUGAAUUCAUGUAAUUACUACGAGUGUGAUCGUUGACCACAGGAAUGUCAACGGGUGGUGUUAGCUUGGAGCCCCACCUAGUUCUUUCAGGGGCUAAUGAUAACAGGCCCAUCGGGCACAUCCCUUUGUCUGGGCUUUGAUAGGGUCCGGCCCAUCUACUGCCAUGUGACCUUCUCGGCCCCACACUUCUCUCUCUCUCUCUCUCUCUCUCUCUCUCUCUCUCCAAGAUAAGUCAUAUAGAGGGCUCAGUUGGGUUAACAUAGCCUGGGUCUGGGCUUCUCUCCAAAUUCGGGCUAUGUAUGUCCCUUGGGGAAGUUGGGCUACCCACUUGACAGAACAACCGUUGUAGAAAUAAUAGAAAUCAGAUCAUAAAUCCAGGAAGGCACAAGAAUUGAGUGAGGAAAGGGAUAGAAAUCAGGAUCGAAGGAAUGAAUCCACAAGUCAUGAAUUUUUCCAGUGA